AUGAGUGCAUUUGAGGUCUUAAACUGGUGGUCCCUUAACAACACUGAGUCUUUCAUAGCUGAAGUGUACUACUCAGAAAACAUUGGCAGAGUAAUCCGUGACAUUGGCAAUAAUGUGAAUGCUAGGCGUGACAUCAACAAUAAUGAUGAAACCAGCAUUGAAAGAAAUGUGAACAUCAUUCCAUAUUCCAUUUACUUUUUUCGUGAUCUUGAACAACCCAGCACAGGUCAGACUAUGCAACAGACACUUCAAUCUGUCUAUGAUCUCUAUCUCACUAAUGGUUUGGAGCUAGAAACCAUGUCUCUUAGAAAGAAAAAUGUAACAAAAGGAAGUUGCAUUAUGAUAUUUAGGACACUUUUCCUAUUUCUGGUUUUUAUGGUGACAAAUUCAAUAGCUCUUGCGGAUCAACAGACAUACAUAGUUCACAUUGACAAGACCAAGAUCAAAGCCUCGAUUGAUUCCCAAGACAGCUCAAAACCAUGGUUUGAGUCCAUCAUUGAUUUCAUUUCUGAAGCUUCAACGCAAGAAGAAGGAGAAGAAGAGAUUUUAGCCCCUCAACUCCUUUAUGCCUAUGAAACCAGCAUGUUUGGUUUUGCUGCCUAUCUUUCCAAGAAACACCUCAAAUACUUGAACCAAGUUGAGGGUUUCCUCUCAGCCAUUCCCGAUGAGCUAUCAAGCCUCCACACAACAUACACCCCGCACUUUCUUGGCCUAAGGAGUGGAAGAACACCGUGGACUGCUUCUAACCUGGCCACUGAUGUGAUCAUUGGGGUUCUUGAUUCAGGAAUAUGGCCUGAACACACCAGUUUCCAAGACUCAGGCUUGUCCCCAGUCCCUUCUCAUUGGAAAGGUGUUUGUGAGGAAGGCACCAAGUUCUCUUCCUCAAAUUGCAACAAGAAGCUUAUUGGUGCAAGAGCCUAUUUCAAGGGGUAUGAAAAAUAUUUUGGAAAAAGAAUCAAUGAAACAGUGGAUUACCUUUCUCCAAGAGAUUCCCAAGGGCAUGGAACGCACACUGCCUCAACUGCAGCUGGUAAUGUGGUGAAAAAUGCCAACCUUUUUGGCCAGGCUAGAGGUACAGCAACCGGAAUGAGGUAUACUUCUAGAAUUGCAGCUUAUAAAGUAUGCUGGUCUUCUGGUUGUACUAAUUCUGAUGUAUUAGCGGCUAUGGACCAAGCAGUUUCUGAUGGGGUUGAUGUGUUGUCACUCUCUUUAGGGACUAUUCCCAAACCUUUUUAUAGUGAUAGUAUUGCCAUAGCUUCAUUUGGGGCAACCAAGAAAGGAGUUUUGGUUGCUUGCUCCGCAGGAAAUUCAGGCCCCUUUCCAUCAACAGUUGGAAAUGGUGCCCCAUGGAUCAUGACAGUUGCUGCUAGCUCCACCGACCGAACCUUUCCAACAAAAGUAAAGCUUGGGAAUGGGCAAAUUUUCAAAGGGUCAUCUUUAUAUCAAGGUAAGAAGACAAACCAAUUGCCCCUUGUAUAUGGAAAAUCAGCUGGUACAACAAAGGAAGCACAGUAUUGCAUUGGAGGCUCCCUUGAUCCAAAGCUUGUGCAUGGGAAAAUAGUUGCUUGUGAAAGAGGAAUAAAUGGUAGAACUGAGAAAGGAGAGGAAGUGAAAGUGGCAGGUGGGGCAGGAAUGAUACUACUCAACAAUGAAUAUCAAGGAGAAGAGCUUUUUGCUGACCCUCAUAUUUUGUCGGCCACAUCCUUGGGGGCUUCAGCAAGUAAUAUUGUUAGAAGCUACAGUCAAUCUCUUAAGAAACCAACAGCUUCAAUUUCCUUCAUGGGGACAAGGUUUGGGGACCCUGCACCAGUGAUGGCAGCAUUUUCUUCUAGAGGACCAAGUUUAGUGGGACUAGAUGUGAUUAAGCCUGAUGUGACUGCACCUGGUGUGAACAUCUUGGCCGCUUGGCCAUCCAAAAUUAGCCCAAGCUUUCUCACGAGUGACAAAAGAAAGGUAUUAUUUAACAUACUUUCAGGUACUUCAAUGUCUUGUCCUCAUGUUAGUGGCAUAGCAGCACUGCUCAAGUCUUUGCACAAAGGUUGGUCUCCAGCAGCCAUUAAAUCUGCUCUGAUGACUACCGCUUACACAUUGAACAACAAAGGAGAUCCAAUUUCAGACAUGGCCUCCAACAAAUCACUUUUGGCUACCCCUUUUGUAUUUGGUUCAGGCCAUGUUAAUCCUAUAAGUGCUUCUGAUCCAGGGUUAGUAUAUGACAUCAGCACCAAAGACUACUUCAAUUAUUUUUGUAGCAUAAACUUUACUUCUUCCCAGAUUGCUUUACUAUCAAGAAGUAAAUUUGUAUGUUCUAAAAAAGCAGCUCUUCAAGCUGGUGAUUUGAACUACCCUUCAUUUGCUGUUCUAUUUGGCAGAAGUGCCUUUAAUGCUAGUGUGACAUACAGGAGGGUUGUCACAAAUGUUGGAAAAUCCCAAAGUUCUUAUGCAGUUAAAGUGGAACAACCGAAUGGAGUUUCAGUUACUGUUGAACCAAUGAAAUUGAAGUUUGAAAAACUGAGUCAGAAAUUGAGCUACAAUGUGACAUUUUUGACAAUUGGAGGAGCAAAAGUUGCUGGUACCUCAUCAUUUGGGUCACUAGUUUGGGUAUCUGACAGAUACAAAGUUAGAAGUCCUAUAGCAGUGACCUGGCAGUAG
Molecule: messenger RNA, 2649 nt
Organism: Sphenostylis stenocarpa
Lineage: Eukaryota; Viridiplantae; Streptophyta; Magnoliopsida; Fabales; Fabaceae
Source: the annotation of a GenBank genome assembly